Molecule: messenger RNA, 16535 nt
Organism: Bombus impatiens (common eastern bumble bee)
Lineage: Eukaryota; Metazoa; Arthropoda; Insecta; Hymenoptera; Apidae
Gene: ldd
Product: ATP-binding cassette sub-family A member 13
Exons: 50
Coding region: 706-12960 (4084 amino acids)
Biological process (GO): lipid transport; transmembrane transport
Cellular component (GO): intracellular membrane-bounded organelle; membrane
Molecular function (GO): ATP binding; lipid carrier activity; ABC-type transporter activity
Source: RefSeq, a predicted model, not a curated record
UUUAGGCGAGAAACAUUCGCGUACAACCAUGUUGUUGUAUACGAACCUAUAAAUACAUAUUCACGAGCGGAUGUUGAGGCAUUGCUAAGGUCCACGUGGUCGUGGAUCACGGUGGUGGCAACAGUCGGCCCCCGACCGUCGUCCAAGUGUGCAUAAACGCGAGCCGGUGUGUUUCUCUUUUGCGAGACGAACAGUAAGAGCAAGGAAGAUCGUGAACCGACGGAACAGGUCGGGGCGAGUUCCCUUUCGACUGGUGUUUUCGUUCGAACGCGCCUCGUGGAGGAGAUAGCGGUUGUCCGUUUAAACGUAACAUUUGCCAAAAAUUUGCGCAAAGGAACGCUUCGUCCGCUACUGAACUGUAUCGCAUAUCGUCGCUUGGACGCAAUAACGAUCAGUUCUUGACGCGAUCGACGCUCGACAUUACGAAGUUGCUCGUUUCAAUCGACGUAAUCGUAAGACCAACGAUCGGUGCAACGUUCUUCCGUGUUUUUCUUUUUCCCGCGUCCGACGACGGUGUGUUGACAACACGCGCUAUUGGCGACUGCAUUUUCACGAAUUUGGAAACCGUCAGAUCGAUGAGGUUCGAACGAUAUUGAAGCCUCGGGCUUGUGCUUUGUUCGACGAUCAAGCAACGAAGGUUGAUAUAUCGAACUGCGCGAUUCGGAGGAAAUUACCGAGCAAGUAAACAUCUAAACUGCUCUCGCGAUGAGGGUCGACCAAAUUGGGCUUCUCUUGUGGAAGAAUUACAUCGUCCGAAAACGUCAACCGGGUAUAUUGGCUCUGGUAUUCGUAUGGCCUGUGGUCGUGUUCAUGAUCCUAUACACGAUUCGCGACAAUGUAGAUCCGAAGUAUUAUCCAACUUGCCAAUUUCCUGCGAGGUCUAUGCCGCAGGAUGGGUUGCUGCCAUUCGUUCAAAGUUUCAUUUGCAGCGUGGGAAAUCCCUGUGAUCCUCUAUCGGAAUACGAAGAAGUUCCUUCUUACAAAAAUGCCACUCUAGGUCCGUUAGUGGUAGAAUUGCAGCCGAUGCUCGGCAACGAAACGAUUCUUUCCGCUAUCAGCACGUUACCGAACAGCAUCCAGCUUCUAAAAUCAAUGGCGCAGAUACUCACUAGACCAGAAAUCAAAGCGCUGUUCGAUCGUGGUAUUCGAUUGGGCGAUCUGUUCAACAACCACGAGGAAAUCAAGAAUCUUCUUAGGGUUCAGAUGCCGUACGCGCGAAGCGGAUUGAUCGACGAACUGUUUAACUCGUCCAUAAAGUUACUAUACCUUAUCGAGGCGUUCGGUUCGUCUAAUAUCGACGGCGCGAUUUGUUCUCCGGAAAUUUUGAAGAAGUAUCUGAUUCUACCUAACGAGCAGAAUUACUUGGAGAUUUCUAAGAUUCUCUGUGACAUCGAUUCGGCGAUGAUACCCAACAUGCUCGAGAGUCUGUCCAAGCAUCUUGAUUUCUCCGGUUUGCUGGAAAUGAUAGACCGUGUAAUGGCCAAGUUUCGCGACUAUGAUUUUUUCGACGACUUAAGGAAAGCGGUCGAAACGAUUCUGGACCUCCAAACCACGAAGAAGUUCGUUCCGCAGUACCUAAAGUUACGUCAAUGGGUACCAAAGAUGAUAAUGGUGUUCAAGAACGUCACAUUCAAAGAAAUUGACCUAACUUUCGUGAAUAAAUCGCUGCAAGUUUUGGAUCCGGUGUUCUCGAUGGAGCGUGAUUGGGCGACCGUCCGUCGAACGUUCUUGAGAUUGCAAAAGUUACUGGAUCUAGCGAAACGGAUGGUGGAGGAUCAAACUAUCGACUCCUCCGACAGCCUUUUCGCGAUAGUGCAACGUUUGUCCAGCACAGCACGAUUUGUGUACGGAAACAUGGCGAAUCCCGACAAUCUUACUCAAAUUCUAGAUCUGAGUAUCGCCAUUCUGCACGAUGGCGCGAAAUUGAUGCAAAAGAUUUUGGACGGCCACCAGGACGAAAUUCAGCUACCAGCUGAAAUUCUAGACGGACUCAGAGAUUUUUUAUCGGAUAACAUCCUAGCCACGUUGAGUUACAUUUUGUCCUUCAUGCAAACGAUCGUCAGAAUGUUACACCAUGCUGCCAUUAUUCACGAGGACGUUCAGUACAGAAUUUACGAUAUUUCCAUAAAUCACAAAGACACGGUGCAAAAAUUGCUAACGAACGUCGAUCCAAAUUUUUAUCGAAAACUCGUUAAAUCAUUCUCCAGACUGGACUUCGUUGAGAAAUUCGUGGAUGCAGUUGAACGCACAAGUCCCGACGACUUCUUUUGUCAGGAGGGGACUGUGAACGAAAUUUUUGAGCUUUUCAUAGACGGCAAAAACGAAGCUAGACACGUCAAGGAACUGCUGUGCAGCGAUGCCGGAAAGAAGUUUAUCUGGGACGUGUACGAAAGUUUCGAGUUUCGGAACUUUGAAAGCAUAGUGAGCGACUCUUUAUUCACGGUGUUCAAUAUGGCAUUGCACAAGGUGGUCAGCGUCGAGAAAUCGAAUCUAACUUCGCUAGUCGGCAACACAAAGGAGUUGAUAUCGUACUUGACAUCGCCAAAAAGGCCAGACCCCGACUGGUCCGUAUUCAAAUUUGACGAAAGAUGGUAUGAAGCUUUCGAAGAAACUCGAUCUCAAGGAAGAUUGAACCUUCUGGCGAUCCAUUUGAGCAUAGCGAAAAUGAUCGGCUCUCGUAGCGUGACUUAUAUUAUUAUCGAGCCUGAUCUGAAGAAGAUGAACAUACUCGCGAAGAUAAUUUUGUAUAACUUGAAGAAGGAUCCUACGAGCUGGAUCGAUGAAUUUAGGCAGAGGAAAAUGGAGCUGGUCGAAUCGUUCUACUUGACCGUAACGGAUAAGGAUAAGGCUUUACAAAUUCUAGAAUAUGAUAAUUUUACCGAUAUCUACUGUACGAAUCCAGAUCCGCCGGAUUUACUAAAUUUUCCAAAAGACUCGAACGAGACAGUGCUGAAGGCGUUGAUUUGUCAUAUCUCGAAAUCCGUACAAAUGGACUUGGAAAUUGACAUGUCGAAUAUCGAGCAAAUGGACGAAGUUCGUUAUAGCGAUACCAUUCAUUUCAAUUCGAUGAAAGAACCGUUCAAUUGGACAGACUUUAACACGCAAACGAUCGAGAUUUAUCGAUACAUCGAUACUCUGGUCCAUCAAGAAGAUCCAGAUUACGACAUGACUAGAUUAGAAAAGGCGAGGAAGGCUUUUGAAACAUCCUGGAGCAUCGAUAUUGGCGCCAAAGAUGUUUUCGAGAUGAGCGUAGGUUUGAUCUGCAAGUUCUUCAAAUUGAUGGAGAGCUCUCUUUUCUCGUCGAAAGGAGUAUGGAAGGAGACGCACGCGAUUGCCUGGGCGUCCUCGGUGAUCUUUGAGUAUAUCGAGAAGAUCGUUGAUCAAAUUCAGAAGAACGAGUAUAGAGCGAAGCUCUCCGAGCUGUUGCAGGACAUGCCGCAGACGGAAAUUCUUUUAAACGCCAUUCUACGAAAUUUAUCUCCUUUGAUCCUCGAUGUCGUUGACAUCAUAACUAUGAAACCGAUUCAUCUUAUAUCCGUUCUCGAUGAUUACAAAUCGCGAGAAGAACAUUGGCCUUGCGUACGAAACGAGAGCGCCGGAUCUGCCAUGGAGAUGCGAGAAGGCACUCGCGAAAUAAUCAGAGAGAUCGAGAGAAUAUCAUGUAAUCCAGCUUUGUUUAUUCAGGAAUGGAACGAGCAUCCCGUGUUCGCGAAGACAAGGAAGAUCUUGCAGCACGAUAAAAUUGUUCAAUCUCCGCCUUUCAAUUGGACCUUGGGUUACAUAACAUUCCGCCGGCAGGCUAAGAAGCUCGAUGAAUUGGUUAACGACGCCACACAUGUUAUCCUGGCGGAACAACCGCAUUUCUGGGAGCAUUGGACGUCUCUCGUGCCGGAAGUUAAAAACAUAUUUGAUAAGAGGUGGCCGGAUAUGAAGAACGAUGCCAAAAACACCCUUGAAUACGUUGAUUACGAAUUAGACAAGACAGUGAUGGCCUUUCAAAGUAAUCUUUCGGCUAGCAAUCUCUGGAAUCCGACAAUCUCCAUCGAGAAUCGCAUUCUCGUCCUAGUAAAAUUUGUCUCACAUUCUGUUCAGAAAAUGAUACAGACCGCAACUAACAUUCUGCGCAAUGCUGUAUUGUUAAAGCCUUCGGAAAAUUCUAUAAAACUGAAUUUAUUUCCGUUGUUGGGAUUCGACGAUAAAUCACCCAUCUCGAUUUAUUACAAUAAGCUACCGUACGUUAUGGUCACAUUGGUCAAUGGAUUGAUGAAUUCAAAUGUCGGUGAUCGCAUAUUCAAUUCACCAGAUACUGAUAUCACUUGUUCUCGAUUAUUCGAAUGGUGGUCAGAUUCUGUUGUUGGCUUUACUCCCGAGGAAUAUAGAACCUUGAAGAAUUUCACCUGUGACCUUGAUCCUGAUAACUUCAACGCUUACACUGACCUGUACAUGGUCGAGGCUAAUGUAUGGACGCAACCUGUUAACAGAUAUCGAUCUUCCAUGAUCACGGUAAUAGGUGACAUAUACGAUUUCGCGUUUGAAGUUUUGAGGUUGAUGGAGGAUAUAAAGGAGAAGAAGAUAGAAAUCGAGGUGCCAUUUUCCAUGUCUUAUGUUUCAACUACUCUUCAGAAGUUCAAGCAUGUUCUCGAAUUUUAUGAUACGGAGACCAAUAGCCAGAAGAAGUUGGAAAGGAGCAACUACAGAAUCCUUAUAGAGGGUGUUGCCGAAGGUUUGAAUCAUAUCACGAACGCGAUAAAAAAUAUCAAGACACAAAAUAACCAUUUAAAUAUUUGGGAUUUCGUUGAAAAUGGCGAUGCACGCCAGUUGUUGAAGAUCCUCGACAAUCAUCCUGAAGAAACGAUCGCUUUAGUGGUUACGCUUAGUACGCUCAAUUCGCCGAUAAAUGUUUUCAUGUCGUACGAGGAUGUAAGAAAAACCAUGUGCAGCUUUCGGUUUAACUCGAACUAUUGGUCCACUCCGAACAGAACUCGAUUCAUAAAAGAAAUAUGUUCUUUCGAUCCCGACCAAUUACUGAAAGGUGUCACCAGUGCAGAAUACUACUCUUUUGUGACCGGUCAAACAACUACCAUGUCAAAAUCAACACGCUUAAGCGCCUCCGUUACCAAACUGUUGGACACAGCGUUACGCUUUCACGCAGAACAAAAGUCUGAUUACGUUAUAAACUCGAAAAUUUUCAAUGCGACGACCUGGAGGAAUUUAUCGAACGACACCUGGUCUGUCAUUGGCAAAGCUGGUCAAACCUGGAUAGAGAGGUACAUGAAAUUUGCGAAAAACGAAAAUCCUACGAAAUUAAACGGAACGACAAAUUCGCUGGCGAAAUUGGCCCGAGGGUAUCAGCUUCUAGACGCUACGAUCGAGCUACUGGCCGGCGGGGAUAUUUGGCAAAAGCUUCGGAUCCUCUACGAGAAUUCAAGGGUGAAACCUAUCUUAACUCUAAUAGAAGACCUGCCGAAUCUCAUCGUCACCGGUGUUGACACUUUCGUGAAGUCAGAGAGAUUGAACGAUUUCGUGGAGAAACUCUCGUUUGGCAAGCUACACCCUUGCGACAUCGACAAAUAUUUGAUUGUGCCCAGCUUCGUGCGGAAGAAGGUCCUCUUGUCAAGCAUUACCAACUUUUGCCAAAAGAUCGUUCUCGCCGAUGGACGACUGACUUUGAUCGAUAUAUUGCCCCUUGAUGUCAAGUACGAGGAAGGUCGAAUAGCAAGAAAUUGGUCGGGAAACUACGACGAGAUUUAUCUUUUGGAAAAAUUGCAACAUAUCGAAUCGACGAUAAUUCGAGCUGCUUCGGAAGGUUUCAAGGACCCGAAGGUUCCAGCAUGGUGGAUUUCCUUCAAGGAAGGCACCUUCGAGGAUUUUUUGACGCUUUAUAAAAAGGAGGACCUGAAAGCGCUCGCUCACUUGGUGGUGAAAAAGCUCUUCACGACCGCUAGGAACAUUUUAAAUUCCGCUGGGAAUACCGAAGACUGCUCCUGGUGCGUCACGUUCCCCCUUGAAAUUCUGAAUUCUCAGCUGCUGAACCAUCAGCACUACGCGAAACUCUUAUGUCAGUUGACUCAAUUGAACAUAUCGCAGAUUCACGAUAUAUUAAUGCAUGAUUUCUAUUGGAAUAAAACUGCUAGUAUGAUAAAGAAUUACAAGUAUCUAAACGUCAAACGAAAUAGAAACGAAUUUCUGACAACUUUGGAAGGCACAUUUUAUCAUAUCGCCGAGAUUCUAAUGAAUUUUCAAAACAAGACUUACAGCGACGAGAUCAACGAGUGUUUUCAUAGAUUCGUAGGACGUCCCGCUUAUUCUAGACCCGGACUGUAUGUGACCAUGGUUCUCGGUGUGUUGGACUCCCUGCAGAAAAACGUGUUCAUCCUGGACACGGGCCGGAAUCACAAGAACAUCGAAACGUUGUCCAAAAUGGCGGAGAAGUACGUUCCGAUCUGGAAACCCCUGCGCGACGUGGUAAAGGCGUCGGACGUCGAUGACGUAGAGGCGUUUUUGCCAGGGGCGAUGAUUAACGUGAACGCGUUGCUGAACGACAGAAACGGGUCUCUUUGUCGGACUAAGUUAGAAUGUCGGAAUCGGACGGUUUUGUACAACUAUCUGAGCUCAAAGAAAGCAGGAAAAGUGUUCCAGUAUGAUCAAAAAGCGUUAGGUUACCACACGUUGAUGGAGAUCGCCGAUCGAUUGUCCGUAAGUCUGGAUCUAGAUCGGAUCUAUCGCGAGCUGAAACAGUGGCAAAUGGACGCCACGUGGAAUUUAACGUGGCUGAAGGAGAUCCUGAGGCACUUGUCCAUCGUUAUCGGAGAGAGCGGCAAUCUGCUCGACGUCGCCAGUAAAAUAGACUUCCAGGAUGUCUCGAGCGUCUUAGGAGUUCCUGAUAUCGUCGACGGGGUGGUUAAUAUCCUGAAGGAUAAGACGGUGGACAAGCUUUUCGACGGAAUGAAAGAGAUAGCGGAAGAUAUUAAGCCGUUCAUCGAGGAUCAAUACGUGAUGGACGACGUUUAUCGAAUAAUCGUGGCGUUUCAGUCGAUGGAUAUCUUCAAGAAUUUAGGGUUGCUCGAUAUGAAAUACGUUAUCAGAGAUAUGUUCGACAACUGGGAUGUGGUAAAGUCAUAUUUGGUGGAUAAGAUCGGAAUUUCCAAUAAUGUAGCGUUGAUGCUGAGCCAAGCAAAGAUAGAUAUGAUUUCUGUUUUCAUGAAAGAAAGAAGAGCUCUCAGUUUGAAGGAAAUCAUUUGCUCCCCGACGAAACUCAGUGAAAUGUUGAAUUUUAAUAGCAGUCGAGUCACCGCCGAAGAAGUCAGCUCCGCUAUCUGCCAGUUCGAGGACUCGCAGACACAGAACGUGACCAUAACGUUGAUUAAAAAUUUAAAUUUCGAUUAUAUUUUUAAGACUCUUAUGAGCGCGAACGUGAAAAAUAUAUUGGCCAACGCAAAUUUGACGGAAACAGAGGGAAAAAUGGUACUGAAUAAUCUUGGAGUGGCCGCAGAGUUAUUGCCAUUCUUCAAAGACAAACUUUCCUCUCGAAUGCCAACGGCGCAAGCCUUGGAAACAGAUGCGCAAGAACCGGAUCAGACAGUCUCCACUUCCAAGUUCCUUCAAGAUUCUAGCGAGAUGCUGUGCGGGCAACCGAUGGUCUCUGAUAACGGUGAUUUGUACAAAAUCAUCUCGAAGAUCGAGGAUAAUAGCAAAGAUUUCGAUAAGGCUGAGCUCGAUUCUUUACCCACUGAAUUUUGCAGAAACACCUACAAAGGUGUUGUGGCCAUGGGAGGCGGGAAAAUUAUAUGGUCUUACGUGAAACCUCUACUACGUGGUAAAAUACUUUAUGCUCCUAAUACCACAGUAAUCAACAAUGUAAUGACAUUAGCGAAUAAAACAUUCGUGGAAAUGGAACACUUCGGCGUAUUGAUGAACAGUUUCGAGAAAACUUUAAUCUCAUUGGCGAAUCUUACCGAAAUGAGCGACAGUUUAAGAGAGCUUCGAGACAUAAUGUCCUCAGAUGUUAUAAAAAUCGCCAUUAGAUCAUUUGGCGGAAGCAAUUUCGAAGGCGGGGAUUUCACCGAUAUGGAUCUCAGCGAGGUUUCGUGGCGACUUAAGAGAUCCAAACGUUUGAUAACGAUGGUUGGUAUGUUGAAUGAUUUAUUGGAGUGCGUGCUCGUAGAUCGAAUAAGAGGAUUUCGGUCCGAGGAGGAAAUGGAAGCGAAAGCACGGGUUCUGAUGGAAACGCGAGAAUUUUUAGCCGGUGUUGUCUUUUUGGAUAAAGCCCCAAAGAGAUCUAGCAGAUCUUUGCAGCAUGAAUUGCCCGAUAAUAUAGUGUACAAAAUUCGAAUGGACGUGGACUACGUGCAGUCCACGAAGAGAUUAAAAAAUCAAUUUUGGAUUCCUGGUCCGGAGAGCAGUUUUAUAGAACACCUGAGAUAUAUGAGAGGAUUCGUACAGCUCCAGGACUCUAUCGAUCGAGCAAUUAUAAGAACGAAAACUCAGAAAGAUCAGGAUUGGAAAACUAUGACGCAACAGAUGCCAUAUCCUUGUUGGGAAGACGUACCCUUUCAAACAACUCUCUACGAGUCUCAAGGUAUUCAAGUUUGUUUCUUUUUUGCGCUAAUGAUGUGUGUUGGAGCAGCUGUCAGGCAUAUUGUGUGGGAAAGAGAAUCUCAAAAUGCAAUGGUAAUGAGCGUAAUGGGAUUGAAACCUUGGAGAAACACUGUCGCCUGGUUCAUUACGACAUUUAUAGAACUCUUAAUCGUGUUGUUCUCUAUCGCAACAGUUCUGCUUGCCGGAAAAAUUUUACCAAAAUCUGAUGCUUCUUUAAUUUUAAUCAUGAUGGUCGAUUACGCGUUCUCUAUCGUAACCUUCUGUUACAUGAUUUCAACGAUGUGCAGCUCAGCGAGUCUAGCCGCGAUCACUACCGUGGUUAUGUUCUUGCUGACAUUCAUGCCAUACGUCAUUGUCAUUGCUAUGGAGGCCGUUAUUGGUCUCGGGUAUAAGCUUCUCAUCUGUCUCAGCAUGUCGACCAGCUUUUGUUACGGUUGCUUGUACGCGGCCAGGAAGGAAGUUCAAGGCAUCGGACUAACUUGGAGCGCGAUGUGGGAGGAAUCUAGCCCCGGCGAUUCGAUGUCUUUGGGUUGGGUGCUCCUAAUGAUCGCCUUCGACGGCUGCCUUUAUGCCUUAAUCGGUUAUCUCGUCGCCAGAUAUACGAAUUCAGGCAGGGGCUUUCACGAUUUGAGGUCCCGUAGCUUAUGGUGGGCCGAUAAACGUUCUCUCUAUGGCAGACCAAGUUACCUCGCCUUCGUCAACAACCUCUAUUUCACUAACGACGUUCUCCACCCUUCAGCCACUUACCAAGACGAAGAGAGCGACGCGAGUAACUUGACAGUCAGCGAGAAACAAACAGGAGUAAGAUUUGAAAAUGUCAAGAAGAUCUACAACACAGACCAGGGUGAGGUCUUAGCAGUGGAUGACUUUAAUUUGAAACUUAACGAGGGUGAGGUGACGAGCCUCCUUGGAAGAAAUGGCGCUGGAAAAACCACCAUUAUUAAGAUGCUGACGGGGAUGCUGGCUCCGACCACGGGUGAGAUCUGUUUGAACGGCGAAGAGGGUUGCAAGCCCGACAUAGGGGUCUGCCCUCAAGAUAACGUACUUAUCGGUACUUUGACACCCAGAGAACAUUUAAUGUUUUACGCGAAACUAAAACAUCCUGACGAUGUAGAUAUGCAACGAAGCGUGAACGAGAUGUUGACCUCUUUGGAACUAGGCAGACAAGAGCACGAACCGGUAUACCGGCUCUCUGGCGGCACAAAGAGACGGCUUUGCGUGGCUUUAGCAUUUCUAGGCUCACCGAAGCUGGUGAUCCUCGAUGAACCAGGCGCCGGAGUGGAUCCAGCCGCGAGACGUAGGAUCUGGCGUCUAAUCGAUCAACACAGGAUCGGCAGAACCGUCAUUCUAUCGACUCAUCAUCUGGACGAAGCUGACAUACUCAGUGACACCGUCGUCGUGAUGCAUAAGGGAAAGAUACUUUGCACGGGAUCUCCGUUAUCCCUGAAAAUGAUGCACGGUCGUGGAUACAGACUUCUCGUAACGUUCCCUUCUGCCGAUCGUGAAGAAAAUGUUAAUUCGAUCGAAAGAAGAAAGGUGGAAGCUUUAAAGAGCGUGAUCGAAGAAGUGGUGCCUAAUGCGGUGACCAAUGAAGUUUCUAGUACAGAGGUGGUCGUCACGUUGCCUUUCCAGGGGAAGAAUGGUUUAAAUAAUAAUAUCGCGCAAGCUGCGAAGAUUUUGGAAGACAGUCGCAGAAAUCUGGGUUACUCUCACUUUUCCUUGGAAUGUGAUACUUUGGAAAGGGUUUUUCUAGAUCUGUGUUCUAGGGCAGAGAGCGGUUCGUCCAUUAUAACACCUAUUCAAGAUAGCGUUAUUAGUAUGGGUAACGUUGGUCCUACGGUAUCCAAAAACGUUGAUCUAAUUGACAUCGAACCAUCCUUGAGUCCCUGCCCUAUUAGGCAAAUCAAAGCUCUGCUGAAGAAACGAAUAUGGCACUUCAGAAAGGAUUGGUUGACAUUCUUAGCCGGUCUCCUCUUACCAACCAUGUUCGUUGCGGUUGCUAUGGGAUUCUCUUUGAUCAGGCCUCCAUCAGAGGAUGAACCACCGCUGGUUCUUACGCCGAAAUUAUAUGACACACAUCCGACCUAUUUCUACAGCAUCGAUAACGGUGACGAUUCGUUUUUACAACACGUAUCACUUCAGCUUCACGAUCGAUUUGGGGAUGACUAUGCUGGCGCAUGGCAAACAUUGCCUAAUGACACUGGUACUUGUAAAUGUCAGGACGGCCAACAGGUUUGUCACGGCUUGUCCCAAGCCGUUGAAGGUCUUUUACAAGUAUUACCUGGCAGGCCCACUCUAGAUUGGAUAGUGUCGACUCAUCAAGAAUACAUAGAGAAGAGAUAUGGAGGAUGGUCAUUGUUCCAUUCUAACGACAAACCACUCUUUGUUGUAUGGUACAACAAUAAAGGUCACCAUGCGUUGCCAUCUUAUUUAAGCGCAUUGAACGAAGCAAUCUUAAGAGCAUCAGGUGUUCAAGGUCGUCUAACAACCUUGAACCAUCCCUUAAAGCUAUCCAGCGAUCAACUGAACCGAACCACAUUAUUGCAGCAUGUGGCUGACGUUGGCGUGGCGCUCGUACUUUUGCUCGCGUUCAAUUUGGUAGCUGCUCAAGGGUCGAAAGAAUUGGUGAGGGAAAGAUUAUCGGAAGAAAAGAGAAUCCUGUUUCUUGCUGGCGUUCAUCCUGUCACUUACUGGAUCACCGUAUUAAUUUGGGAUUUCUUCGUGUUUGGCUGCUCCAUUGCUUUGGCUGUCGUGGUUUUCGAAAUUUUCGGACUUCCUGCGUACGUUGCUAGGGACAAUUUGCCUGGCAUUUGUUUAUUAUUGUUCCUCUUUGCGUGGGCAGCUUUACCAUUUUCACAUUUGACUGAAAAAGCCUUCGACGAUUCAAGCAUGUCGAACAUGGUCCUUUUUUGCGUCAACACGUUUAUAGGCGUAGCUUCCCUGGCCACUAUUUUGGUACUCGACAUUCUAGGAAAAACGAAAACUACAGAAGAUGUACGAGAUAUCCUGCACUACGUCUUACUCAUCUUUCCCCAAUAUGUACUGGGUGAUGCUCUAGUACAAAUAUCACGGAAUGAUAUCACGGCGCAAUUAUUAGAAAAAUUCCACAUGGAUACUUAUCACUCGCCCUUAGGUUGGCAGUUAUUGGGUCUUCAUUAUGUUUUCCUGACUGUCGUCGGUGCCGUUCUUUUCUCUUUGAAUUUAAUGAUCGAGUGUCGAUUUCUUCCCAAUUGGAAUAGACAGAGGUGCCCGUACGAAGCGUUUCAAGAGGAUGACGACGUGUCGAAGGAAAGAAUGAGGGUGGAGGGUGGCAUGUCAGACGAUAUCUUGCAGACAGUGAAACUUCGCAAGGAGUAUAGAAGUGUUUAUGGUACGAAUGUAGCCGUUCAAAACUUAAGCAUUGGAGUGCAAGCAGGGAAGUGCUUUGGUCUUUUGGGAACGAAUGGUGCCGGGAAAAGUACCACUUUUCGCAUGUUAACAACGGAGAUUAUACCGACAGCGGGCAGGAUAAUACUGAGAGGCAAGGAAAUCGGUUCAGGACCAUUGUGCAACGGUGAAAUCGGUUAUUGUCCUCAGAGCGACGGUUUGGAUGGUUUUCUUAGUCCGCAUCAGUGUCUAACGAUUCACGGGGAAGUUUGUGGGUUGAGCAACGUUCCCAAGGCGGUCGAGUCAGCGCUGAAGAGACUCGAUCUUCUGAAAUACGCGCACAAGAGAGUGAGCAGUCUCAGCGGAGGUAAUAAAAGGAAACUAUGUACUGCCCUGAGCGUAAUGGCUCCGGUGCCCGUAGUUCUUAUGGACGAACCAACGAGUGGAAUGGAUCCUGCAACGAAAGAUCUGGUAGCCAAAACAAUUAGGCAUAUGACGAAGAAUCAAAGUUGCGUAAUUCUAACUUCGCACAGCGUGGCAGAGUGUGAAAAUCUGUGCAAUAGAGUCGGUAUUCUUGCCAAGGCUGGUCUCAGAUGUAUAGGGACGCCACAGCAUUUAAAGCACAAAUUUGGCGAAGGUUACGUAGCGUUUCUACGAUUCCGGCAACCGAUUUCAUCCGCGGAUCUAAGGAAAGCCGUUCUAAAGUAUUUCCCGCGGGCUGUGGUCUCUUCGAGACAAGCCAGCGCAGCUCGUCUGCUGGUACCACGAAGCCAGGACAUGCUUGUGAGCAGCAGCUUUAACAAGCUGAAACUGUUGGCCGAGGAACUGAAAGCCACGGACUACACGUUGACACAAAGUUCGCUGGAUCAGGUGCUCGUGAGUUUUUCGGAGGACGUGGACAAUGAAAUCGAUGGAUCAGUUUACGCGCAGAGCAGUACCAACAAUAUCUCAAAUAUUUAUACCAACAUGGAUACCAUACAUAUGGAAACAUUUUGAUAGAUUUUUAGUUCAUUCGUGUCUACAAUCGAUACAUCGUUAUUGAUUUUAAAUUUCUGUUUAAUGCGCGUUUUUACACAAUUUAGUAGUUCAUUUAUCGACGCGUGAAUCUCGUGGAGACUUCUGUGAUAGCUUUACUUCUGUUGAAUAGCGCUAUGUUGGACGUAUUGUAAGGGCUUUCAACUGUCGCAUCAACAAACAAGUGCACACGAUUGAUUAGUUACGAUAUAUAUAUAUAGAUAUAUAUACAACUCGCGUAUGAUACAAAUUUUUAUAUACAUUUGACAUUUUACAAAGUUACUCCAUUCGAGAAUUUUAUUAUUCCGGUUAUGCGUUACCUAUAAUUAAUAGAUGUUUAAUCCACGUUAUAUGCGUUAAUAUUAUUCUAUAAGCCGUUAAUUGAUCGCCGCGUGUACGAUAAUCGUAGCUUUAAUUUUAGUACAUAUGUAUAUCAUCUUCUUGUUCGAAUACAGAGGCAUUCACGGAUAAGUGUUUACUUCAUCCUAGAUAAAGUUGGAUCGCGUUGCAUAAAGUGAAGAAAUCAGGUCAACUAUUGAAAAAUUUCCACACGACCCGACAGAUACAUAAUAUUUGUCAGCACUCUUCCUUGUAUGCCAAUACAGAUUAAUUAAUGCAACGAUUAAUUGUAUUAUAGAUAAAUGUUAUAUAAUAUGUGUAUAAGAUUUUACUAUUUUCCACGUUAUUAAGUGUACAAGUUUAGAGUUCCUUAUUAAAUGUAAAGAGAGAGGGAGAGAGAGAGAGAGAGAGAAAAGAAAAACGUCGUUGUUAAGCAAGUUACACAAUAUUCGAUUAAUAGAAAUUAUCCGACGCGGCGUCAAACAUAAGGAGCGAAAAAAAUGAAAUUAAAGUUAAACAACGAUAUCUUUCGAGUACAUAAAUUGAUUCUUAUCGCUCUUAAGUACACGUUCUUUUUAUUACGCUAGAUAUAAUUGAAAAAUUCGCGAAAACCGAUAAAACAAGGUGAAACUGUUUCGUAAUUAUUACGUUAACCCAAAGCGAUUCGAGUAUUUAUCGAUUAUACCAGUAAAAAUCGGCACGUACGGAAACGAUACGCUACAUUUUAUACGUUGCAAAUGAAAUCUCUAUCCUUAUCGCACCACGUAAUUGAUCGAACCACUGAUAGUGGUCGUUAUCGAUAACGCGGGGCUAUAACCAUACAGUCGCGUGAAAUUCGAACACGUCAAAUCAAAACGUGUACCGGUAACACUUGCGAUUGCAGAAAAGAAGAGAAAGAGCCUUUAACAAUGGCGAACGAUGCAUUUCAUCGAUGAGACUCACGUCAGCCACCUUUCAUUCCCUUUAAAUUACGUACUCGUCGGUGAACCGUCUGUCUAUACGUCACUAAAUGAAACGUUGACGCUGCCGAGACCUGAGCGAAAUAUUCGCAAAACUGGGAAUAUCCUGGUUUUGAUUUUCUUCUCUAGCGGUGUUCUCAACGAUUUGAUUCGUGCUCGGUGCACCCUCGUGUCGACGGAAUUUUCAUCGGUGUCAGCGAAACGAUCGAGUCGUUCCGGGUAAGAGAGGAAAUAUUUGGCUGUAUUUUCGUGGCUACACGAGCGAGGUGUCUCCAUGUAUUUCGAUUCGUUCGAUUCUAUUCGCAGUGCGAUCUUCCAAUUGAAAUAGAGAACAGCCGUUUGUCUUUGUUCGCGUCUACGAUCGGCAGACGGUAAAUCGAACGUGGAUACUUGCGCAAAAGAGAUAAACAGAGAGAUACUAGCAGCUAAUUAGAAUCGAAGAGGAAUCGAACCGGUGUUUGGUCACUCGUUUCGCUUCCUUCGGCUUUCCACGGUUUAUAUCGUAUCGAAUGGCUCUUUUCCAGAUUCGCAAUCGCAACUGUUUCUCGAGUACGCGUGGAAACGGUCGUUGAAUCGUUCCAUUUUAUUGGCCAUACAUCGUUUUAGAACCAGCGUUUCAUUCGUCGUUUUGUUUUUUUCUUUUUGUAGAAUUUCUACAUCUCCGUGAACCAAAUUCUAACCCGAUACAAAUGUAAACGAUAGCUGGUGGAAUUUUGAAAUGCUUCCGCGAUAAUUCUAAUUCGAACGAGAAUGACAAGUUUUAGAACGGACUUCUCGUGCAAUUUCCUCGAUUAAAUAAACGUUGCGAUAGAGGGUAGACAGUGGCCUUUUAAAGCAAAACCAGGCAGCGACAUUUGUCAUGUGCAGACGGAGAAAGCAACGAGAGGACGGAAAUUAUACCUAUUGCCAGAGGAAGCAUCAGCGGGGAUAGAAUCAUUUCUCCGUUCUGUUCGUUAAGUAGGGAACGGUAAUUUCAUCGAACCAACUCCUGCGUUUCCGACGCCCUCAUUAUUGUUUCUAUAGUCGCAUACCGCGCUCUAUUUUAUUUACAAUGGCGAGUAUCCGCGGAUUUGUCAGCCAUCCGUAAGGAUGCAUGGUACGAAGAGUAACUCUCGACCGACGAAACACGAAUCAACGUUUACCGAGAGGCUCUUCAGUUCUAUAAGAACAUUGUUCUCGCAUUAAAAUUGAAUCUUUCUUGAAAUUUAUUUGUUCGUACUUCGUUAGAAAAUUAUGUAUUACAGAUUAAAGGUAUCUCUUAAAUUGUACAGUAUAUACACUAGUUGGAUCGAUCUAGUGGCUCUCGAUUAAUUCACAAAACUUUGCUUUUACGCGGAACAAAAAGGAAUAAAAAAGUAGAUAAAGAGAGAGAGAGAGAGAGAGAGAGAUUAAGGGAAGAUAUAUAUUUUUCGAUGAAUCAAACAAGUAUUAAACUCGCAUUAACGUUAUUAACGUUCAUCUGGCUGAUCGAGGAUUCGGCUCGAAUUAGCGUGAAUAUUAAGGAGCACUCGGACCGAAUUGGCUACGUGACAAGACUCGGUUACCUCCGGUCGACAGGAAUUUAGGAUGGAAAAGAGGCGAAGACAGGGAUUAAGUCUCAUCGAUUUCGUUCGAUACAGAGGGACACGUUAUUAGCUCGGCUGGAUUCGCUGCUUUACGAGAAGAAUGGGGAAUUAGACGGGGUUGAUCUUGAAUUAAACUUUCGAGAAAGUACGGAACGGAAUCUCACGUGGCGCCGGGAUUUAAAUACGGAGGAGACGAUUUAUCGGCUCCAUUUGCACGGCAGCGGAUUUUCAUUUCUACCGUCGAACAGCGGCAAGAAUCGAUCAAUAAGGAGAAAUCGAGAUCGGGGGUGUGGCAUAAGCUAGCGAUCAAAUCGAGACAUGUUUCAUUCACGAUUUAUAAUGUCGUUUCUGAUCGAGCGUGCGUACCAGAAAUUUGUUGUCGACGAUAUGAAACCGGUUCUCUUGCAUUUCGAUCGGCUUUCGCGCUAAACGUUGCUCUUUCAUAUCCGAUUCGUUGUAUUCGUAUACCUACAAUUGUAUCGAUAUUUUCGGGAGGGGAGGAAAUUAUGAAAUUAGGUGAGAAGGAGAAUCGUAAUUAUUUUGAAUACGGUUGAAAAGAAUGUUUCGUUCGAACGAACAAUAAUUAAGCUACAUUGUCCAGCGUAAUAAUUAAAUACAAAUUAUAGGAGCUUCGUGUAUUAUAUAUUAUAAAUUGUGACAUUGCUUAUUAAUAAAGCAAUAAACUGAUCGUUCA